GAUAACUUCUGUUCUGCAUUACCCUGCUUGCUUGUUGUGUCAUGGCUGUGUCAGUUGUUGGUUUCGAUAUUGGCUCUUUGACUUCCUACAUUGGUGUCGCUAGAGGUGGCGGAGUCGAAGUGAUUACAAACGAGUAUAGUGAGAGGGCUACACCGUAAGUCUCCUGUGUUGUUGAUCUUCUCAGAACAUGUGUUGCUUUUUCCGGGGAAUUAGUCCUUGUGGGAACAGCUGCCAAGUUACAACAAGUUAUGAAUAUCCAGAAUACUUUUACAAGCUUUACUCGGCUGCUCGGAAAGUGUCUGUCAGACUCCUCAGUUGUGAACGAAAGAAAGUUCAUAACCCAUCAAGUUGAAUCAACUCGUGAUGGUCGCAUCACACUUUCGGUAAGUCUUUUCAUUUAGCUGUUUCAUUUUGUCGAGGCUUUUCUGAAAGGCCAAAAAACUCCUUUUGCUCCUGAGCAAAUUUUGGCAAUUCAAAUGAAUAAACUUAAGGAAAUUGCAGAGACUACUAUUGGUUCUAAAGUGGUUGAUGUUGUUGUCAAUGUUCCUACUUACUACACAGAUGCCGAACGAAGAUCUGUAUUAGAUGCCACAAAAGUGGCAGGAUUAAACUGUGUAAAGCUAGUGAAUGAUAUAACUGCAAUUGGUACCGCGUACGGGUUUUACCACACAGACUUACCACCAGCUGAUCAACAGCCGAAAAUAGUGGCAUUUGUCAGUGUUGGUUAUAGUACUACGCAAGUUGGUAUUUGCAGUUUCAACACAGGCAAGAUGAAAGUCCUUGCAACUACGUGUGAUGCUUUUCUUGGUGGUCGGGAUUUUGACGAAAGGCUUUUCAACAAAUUCGCUAGUGAAUUUCAGCAACAGUACAAACUAAAGGGUUCACUAUCAUCAAAAGCGACUAUAAGGUUGCUUCAGGAAUGUGAAAAGCUCAAGAAGUCAAUGAGUGCUAAUUCCUCGGAGUUACCAAUCAACGUCGAGUCCCUAGCAGAAGAUCGAGAUUUAGCGAAUAAGAUGAAGCGGACUGAUUUCGAAGAAUUGUGCUCGGAUCUCUUGCAGCGAUUUCAAAUGUUGUUUACAAAAUGUCUUGAUGUGGCUAAGUUGAAAACGGAAGAUGUACACUCAGUGGAACUUAUUGGUGGUAGUUCACGUAUACCUAUGAUAAAGAACGUUGUCGCAUCUGUCUUCAAACAAGAAGGCAAGACUAGCUUAAAUGCCGAUGAAGCUGUCGCUCGUGGAUGCGCAUUCCAGGCAGCUAUCUGCUCCCCAGCUUUCAAGGUGAAAGACUUCACUGUCAUUGAACAAUGUCUGUAUCCUAUUAUAAUACAAUUUGAUCAAGAGGAAGGUAACGAACAGUGCAUGCAAACUGAAGAAAUUGAUGGUACAUUAACGACACAAGGCAAAAAUAUGUGCAUCGAAGUUUUUCCUUUUCUCCAUCCUAUUCCUUCUUCACGUCAGAUUGUCCUUUUACGACAUGGUGUUUUUACUUUGGAAGCUCGGUACGCGAAUAAAGAUAGCUUACCAAACCAAAAUAUUGUCAUUGGGACUUUCAGAAUAGGAGACGCUUCUCAAGUAUUCACAGAGCCUCGUAAAAUCAAGCUUAAAAUGCGUAUGAAUACCCAUGGUAUUUUCAAUAUUUCACAAGCACAAUUAAUAGAAGAGUAUGAAAAGGAAGUUGAAGUUAGUGUUUCUGAGGACAAUCCUGUAGUUGAUGGACCUCCAAACUCCAAACAGGAAGUAACCACAGCUAGCAACGGAGAUACUGAGAGUCAGAAUCCCCCGGUGGAUUCCAACCAAACAAACAUGCAAGAUUCUACUUCACCAAAAAAGAAGACAGUGAUGAGAAAGAAGAAAUUCACCAAGUAUCAUGAUUUGAGCAUUGAAGUUAGUAAUAUGCAGUUCACUACAAAACAGCUCAAUGAGUUUUGUGAAAUUGGGGCUAAUCUCAUUCAACAGGACAAACUGGAACGAGAACGAGUCAAUUCCAAAAAUGCAGUUGAGGAGUAUGUUUAUGAAAUGCGGUCUAAACUUCAAGGACCAUUAAAUCCGUUCGCUUCACCUGCUGAGUCAGAAUCACUACUUCAGUUAUUAGAUGUGACAGAAGAGUGGUUGUAUGGUGACGGUGAGAGUUUAAAACGUCACGUUUAUGUAGAAAAGCUCGCCGAGUUAAGGAGCAAGGGAGAUCCAAUCGUCCAUCGAGCGAACGAACAUCUUAAUCGUCCUUUAGCCGUUGACAACUUCAAUCGAUCACUUGUGCGUAUAAGGAAAGUGCUAGACAGUAUUGCAGCUGGAGAACCAACUUAUGACCACUUAACACAGGCGCAGGUUAAUCAGCUGGAAGAUAUGAUAGUACAGUAUGAGACCUGGUUGAACCAGCAAAUGAUGCAACAAAAUCCUAGACCACAAACUUCAGAUCCUGUAGUUAAAGUUACAGAUAUCGUAUCUCAACAGCAAGCCAUGGAAUCAGUGUGUCAUCCAAUUAUCAAUACUCCAAAGCCUCCAACGGCGUCUCAUACAAAUAAUACUCCAGACCUUAACUCUCAAAAUUCUGGACAGUCCAACGAUGUGAAUAAUCCAAACACAAAUUCUAACCCCGGAACAAAUCAUUCCAAAAAGGGUGCUGAUGAUGAACAAAAUAUGGACUUAGAUUGAUGGGAGAUAUGACUUAUUUCUUUGAAAUCUUAUAAUGUUUCAUUCAGCAUUUUGUCCAAUUCUUCAUUGUUUGACUUUUGUUAUGACUUUCUAAGUGGGUUCUGUAUUAUAAAGCGUUACAGAGCGGCUUCUCACUCCUCAUCGGCAUGAAUAUGAAUGGUAGGACAAAAAGUCUAGAGAAUUUUCUAGACUUUCACUUUAAUGCAAUGCCCCGAAGAGUUUUUGAACGUUCCCCGCUUGAAGUCUCCUGAUGGUCUCAGUGUUCUCUUUUAGCCAGAGCACUUCAUUCGGGACAAUUGUCUAGAUGUAUCCCAUUUCCGCCCUCUGAUGUGUUGGAUAUGUACGUUUGGUCAAUACUGGUUUAUUCGUAAAGUAGUUCUGCCACUAACUUCCUUCUUUAUGUCAUUCGAGUACUUAGUUCGCUAUUUCGUAACGUUCUCUGGGUUUUAUGGCCGUUUACUACGAAUAUUCAAACUUAUUAGUGGGAAAUUAUAUUUGAAUUAAUCUCAGCAAUUUAAAUAAUCCGAACGUUUCGUCCAGC
Messenger RNA from Schistosoma intercalatum, 3192 nucleotides. The record is from the annotation of a GenBank genome assembly. NCBI's taxonomy places the organism in Eukaryota, Metazoa, Platyhelminthes, Trematoda, Strigeidida, Schistosomatidae.